UACACUCCACACUCCUCUCAAAAUAAAAGCUCGAUAAAGCUCUCCUGAGAGUUGAGCUGCUUGCUUAGGUGUAUAAACUUUGUAUAAUUUCAUUGUGCCACCUCCAUCCACAAUAUUCUCUUUUUUUUUCUCUCGAAUUAUUUCCAUGACGAUUUUUCGCAACGGUAUGUGUUAGAGACACCUCCCCUCCCUCCCCUCUUCAAAAAAAAUGAAAAUGGUAAUACUUUAAGAUCCAAUUGUAAAGAAAAAAAUGCAAUGCGACUCCCCCUGUGGGUUGAGAGUGAGGGUGUGCAGCAGUGUCGGCGGUGUGUGUACGUGCAGCCAGACAGCACAGCUCUCGAGGUGCAGCGUGCAGCAGCUGGGAGGCAGCGUGUUAUCGCUCUGGCACGAGCAGCCGAGCCUCAUAAGCCGGACACGCUUGGCUCCCCUGGUCACAAGGGCGGCUGUAGAAAGGGUGCUUGUGUGGCGUUGCAGUUCUUCCUUCGUCUCAACUACCUGGACAUGCACCGCACCUACGGCUGUGCCGCCAACCCGCAGCGUACAAGGCCUCUCUGCGAUUUUUGCGGACGAAAGUUCUGUCAGCCUCAGAAACUGAAGGUGCACAUCAAGCGAAUGCACAGUGACGUUUCCACUUGUUCUGAGAAGAGGAGCCGAAUACGAAGCGCCAGUCUAGCGGGAGCGUCUGAGCUAAUAAGCGUUGGUGAUAUCAGAGACUUCUAA
Messenger RNA from Penaeus monodon (black tiger shrimp), 720 nucleotides. RefSeq lists its product as uncharacterized. Lineage: Eukaryota; Metazoa; Arthropoda; Malacostraca; Decapoda; Penaeidae. The transcript has 2 exons. The coding region runs from base 256 to 720 and encodes 154 amino acids. The record is from RefSeq and is a predicted model, not a curated record.